Molecule: messenger RNA, 1149 nt
Organism: Fusarium sp. VM40
Lineage: Eukaryota; Fungi; Ascomycota; Sordariomycetes; Hypocreales; Nectriaceae
Source: the annotation of a GenBank genome assembly
AUGAAGUCUGUUCUUUUCGCUUUAUCCUUUAUUACUGCCGCCUACGGCGCCGCAGUCGACAAACGAGCCCCUGCUCCUUUCUCCACUUUCACCAGGAAUGAAUUCUUCAAGCCCGCGGCGGAUGCUCAGCUCUGGGGCACACUCUAUGCUCGAUCACUCCAGUUGCCUGACGAGUCGCUGCUCAUGACUUGGGAAAACUACCCAGCUGAGUCUAAGAAAUACCCCGUCAACCAUCCUAUCUACAAGUCGGUGGAUGGCGGCGCAACCUGGUCCAACUUUAGUGCCGUUAAAGACACACAGAACGGUUGGGGAAUGCGAUUCCAGCCGUUCUUGUACACCCUUCCAACCGACUUUGGCGGCUAUGCCAAGGGUACUAUUCUGGCAGCUGGUGUUUCGACCCCUGAGAGCCUCGAAGGUGGUGUCUACAUCGAUGUCUACGCGAGCAAAGAUAGUGCAAAGACUUGGGAAUUUGUGUCUCACAUUGCAUAUGGUGAUGGGCCGAAUACCAUUAAAAACGGCGACAAAGCAUUGUGGGAGCCCUUUUUCUUGAUGUACAAGGGACAGCUGGUCUGUUACUACUCUGACCAACGAGACCCCAAGCAUGCCCAGAAACUCGUUCACACCACCACCACCAAUCUCAAGACUUGGUCAGCCAUUGUCGACGACGAAGCUGAGAGUGACUACAACGCUCGCCCUGGCAUGACUACUGUCGCUCAUAUUGAGAGCACUGACAAGUGGAUCAUGACUUGGGAACGGUGUGGUGUCGAUUCCUGCAGAGUCUACUACAAAGUCUCUGAUAGUCCUCUUGCCUUUGGACCAAUUCCCGGAACCAGACUCAAAGCCACCGAUGGUAGUCUCUUUACCAAUGGGCCGUAUGUGACUUGGGUCCGCAACCCUUAUGCUAGCGAUGGCUCUGGCAUCAUCAUUAUUAGCACCACUUCUUCUGAAAACCUUCUCAUCCAAGGUGAUAACCCGGUCGAAGGAAAGUGGAAGAAGGUCGAUAUCAACCAUUGGUCCGCCUAUUCCCGCAGCGUCAGAGAGAUUACUAUCAAGGGAACCAAAAGACUGCUGAUUGGAAACGGUGGAAACUUUGGACCCAAGGAGAAUAAUGGUGUUGCUGACGCUGUUAUUCCUAUUCCAAACCUCUGA